GAUAAUCAACGAUGGAGCUCCUGGUGUCACAAAAGUCGGUCAGUGAUUGUUCUUCGCAGUCGGCCACCUCUCGCCGACCAAGCACAGGAAUCGUGAACCCUGCGGCUACCGUGGAUUUCGAUGACAGCUGCAGUAUUAUCAGCGAUAUCUCGAAAAUUCCUCGCGUGCCCGGUGAUGGGGCUCAAGCGGAGGAUGUCGUACCGUCGAUCGUUGGUUCGGUUGACCUGGAGAAUCGGAAGCAGGAACAGCUUCCGCAGCUGCCCUUACAGCAGCAACCGUUGAGUAAUGGAGAUUUGCGGCCUGGCGCGGCGGUUGCGAUAAUGUGCCAAAGUGAGGUCAAUGGGAAAGAGCUGAAAGAUGACCCACAGAAACAGAACGGUCUUUCCACGCCCGUGACGAUGGACGACAGUAAAAGUAAGAGUAGGGGUCCUUCACCGCCGCCUCCUGGCGGAGGAGCAGACGAUGAAGGCGGAGGUGGUGGCGGUGACGUUAGUGGCGCGGUAAUACCCAACAGUACUGCGUUACCGCCGCUCAGUAGCAACACCUAUUCGGCCUUCAAGCGGGGCAACGUAAUUAAAGGUAUUCUGUGUCCAUCUAUGACCAACUCCUUCCGAGCACCAUCACUUGAGCGAUCCUAUUUGACCUACUCUCACCGACAGAGGCAGAAAUCGCUCAUUCUUGUUAAUGUUGUCGAUUUGGUGCUCAAGAUCGUGCUGGCAUCAGUCUGGAUCGGAUUCAAUAAACCAACGACCGUGAAAGCUCACGAGAUCACCUGGUCGGUGUGCUGUGUCAUUUCCAACUUCCUCAUCUGUGUCCUGGGAAGUUGGCGACUGUUUGCCAACAACUAUCUGCACUGGGCUGCAGUAUGUACCUGGUUACUGCUGAAUCUGCAAGGUUUCAUCGGUGAAGGAAUGGGUUUCGCCGAACGGGAGUACCUGAUUUGGUACGUCCUAUUCAUAAUCUUCGUGCCAUACGCUAUGUUACCGCUGCCGCUGAAGUGGUGCAUGAUUGCCGGCUCGGUAACUGCCAUCUGUCAUCUAAUAGUUACGACGAUCAACAAGUUUUUGCAUGAGAAGGAUACAACAUGUAUCGUACGUCAGAUGAUUGCUAACUCGCUGCUCUACCUGGCGAUUAACUUUGCCGGGAUGUACACCAAGUACUUAACGGACCGUGGCCAGCGAUUGGCAUUCAUCGAAACCCACAAGGCUAUGGAGCACAAGCGGGAAUCGGAGAAAGAAUACCAGCGGACCCAGCGGUUGCUAGAUUCCAUUCUUCCAAUGUUCGUCAACAAUGACAUCCGCAAGGAAAUGUACAAAUCACCGGAACAGCAGGCCCAGGUGGACACCCAAUUCAAGAAGCUAUACAUCUAUCACAUGGACAACGUUAGCAUCCUGUUUGCGGACAUCAAGGGCUUCACCGAGCUGGCGAGUAAGACUUCGGCCCAGCAGUUGGUGAAGAUAUUGAACGACUUGUUUGCGCGGUUCGACAAGAUUGCCGAGGAUAACCAUUGCUUGCGGAUAAAACUGCUGGGGGAUUGCUACUACUGCGUGUCGAUGUUCGACAGUCAAAGUUGGAAAAGUCGACCGGAUCAUGCGGUUUGCAGUGUAGAGACGGGUUUGCAUAUGAUUAAGGCGAUAAAGGAUGUGAGAGCGCAAACGAAUGUGGUUGACUUGGAUAUGCGAAUCGGAAUUCACAGUGGCUCGGUGAUGUGUGGAGUGCUAGGCGAAAAGAAGUGGCAUUUUGACGUGUGGUCGAACGAUGUGAUCAUAGCGAAUCACAUGGAGUCGGGUGGGGUUCCUGGUAGGGUGCACAUAUCGGAAGCGACGCUUAAUUGUUUGAAUGAAACGUACGAGGUCGAGCCGGGAAAUGGAGCCGGCCGGGAUAGCCAUCUGAAGAUGAUGAACAUUAAAACAUAUCUGAUCAAACGGACCGAACCAUUGCGGCCCCGGAAAAGACUGAUGAAUCGAAUGAGCACCCUACAGUUUGAGAAGGAAGCUAUUAGUAAACUUAACGAAUUGAGGCUUAGAAAGGACUCGAAAACGCCGAGCGUAGCGUCGAGCGGGGCCAACCAUAAUCAUAUCACUAAGCGUAGCUCGAAAUCUACGAUACAUGAAGAUGAGACGACAACCGACUGGACGCCGGAGAUUCCGUUCAAAAACCUAAGUCAGGCAGGAGUGAACACAGCGGAAAGCUUCCGAGAUAAACAAAAGUAUGAUCCGGAGGACAGUAUUCCAUCAACGGAGGAAGUAGACGAAAUCAUCGAUCAGAAUAUUCAGAUCAAUUCGAACAAGCAGAUGCGUAUGGAGUACUUGUACACUUGGACGCUCAAGUUCAAGGAUUCCUCGCAGGAGGGAACAUUCUGUCAGCUUCGCGAGGACAUGUUUCGAUCCAACAUGCUGUGCGUGUUUGUAGUUUGGAUAUUCAUUGUACUCUGCCAGGCUGUGAUAAUUCCAAGGUGCACGGUUCUAAUUGUGUCGCUUUCGAUAACGACCUUCGUCCUGACGAUUGGAUGUGUUCUUGUUAUGGCCGAAGAAUUUUCGGCGCUUCCGGUUUUUCUUCAGAAAAGUUCGUCCACGUUAGUGCACGAUCGAAAGCGGCGAACCAUCUUCGUUUGUAUCACCAUCAUUCUAAUGUCCGCUGCUAGUUCAAUGGGUUUAAUUAUGUGCGAUUUGGAAGAAACUACUCCGGCGAACAAUACGGUGACUAGAGAAGCGUCUACGGCAUUGCUUCAGGGCGCAGGUUCCAAGCAAGAACUACAGCUGAAUUUGACCGUUACCGCUACCAUCAAUCAAAAUCUGGUGUUGAACUCGAACAAAGUUGUGAGUUUCGAUCUUGAGUUGUUGUUGAAUGAAGAGAACAAAACGUUGAAAGAUCUUACCGAACAAGAUCUCCGAUUGUACGGACUUACACCUCUCUUCGUUGAUAUACCCCAAAGCUUCAAAGUGUCUGUGUACAAUUUAUCUUCCGAGGAUUCACUGCUGGACAGAGAUCUUCCGACUAAGCUUCCUCCACAUCUUCCAACCAGCCACGACCCGCAGUUAACAUCCAAAUGCGUCCAUCCGGAGUAUGUCGUUUUUACAUGGGUACUCUGCCUGAUUUCUCUUGCUACGGCUCUAAAACUUUACUAUCUAGUGAAAACGUUCAUGGCGAUCACCAUGGUUGCCUGCUAUUCGAUCCUAAUUCUGGUGGUGUUUAAGAAGGUGUUCGAAACAUUUGACACCCAGUUUAUGGAGGCUAGCGGAAUGCCGUUGGCUGCCCAGAUGAUGAUUCUGUUGGUAGUGUUCCUCACCAUGGUCACCUAUCAUGCACGGUUGGUGGAAGUUACUUCCCGGCUGGAUUUUAUCUGGAAGGAACAAGCCGAGAAGGAGUUGUCCAACAUGAAAUCCAAUCGACAUUUGAACGAUCUGUUGAUCAAGAACAUUCUUCCGGAUCAUGUGGCUUCGUACUAUCUGUCGGAAGAACGCACCGAUGAGUUGUACGCUCAGAUGCACGAACUGUGCGGAGUGAUGUUUGCUUCCAUUCCUAACUUUAAGGAUUUCUAUUCGGAGGAUAUCGAAAACGGAAAGGCUUGUAUUCGGAUUUUGAAUGAAAUUAUAUCGGAUUUCGAUUCGCUUUUGGAGGAGUCCCGGUUUGCCACGGUGGAGAAGAUCAAAACGGUCGGUGCAACGUACAUGGCAGCGUCGAAUUUGUGCUCCGGAAACAAGACGAAAGUAGAUGAGAAAGACGAGGAAGCUGUCUGUGAUUUGGUGGAGUUUGCGCUGGCUAUGCGACAGAAGCUACAGGAAGUCAACAAAGAUGCAUUCAACACGUUCCAGCUAAGAGUAGGCAUUAGCAGUGGUCCACUGGUAAGUGGGGUAAUUGGGGCUCGAAAGCCAGUCUACGACAUCUGGGGAAACACUGUGAAUGUAGCGUCGAGAAUGGAUUCAACCGGGGAGAAUUGGAAGGUACAAGUUCCGGACUACACGGCGGCGCUACUACAGAGCAAAGGAUACACGUGUGUGCCACGAGGUGAAGUGAAUGUUAAGGGAAAAGGUCUAAUGCUAACCUACUGGGUAUUGGGCUUGAAUGUUUCCGCAAGUCAAUUAACCUCACCUGCCCUGGUGCCCGCUGGAGUGCCUCAAGCUCAAACACCUUCCUUGCAGAGGCAAAUAUCGCAACACAGUUCUCUGGCAGCUGUUGUGUUUGGCAUGAUGCAGGCCUCCAAGAGGAGCAAUCUUAACACAACCCCAACCGCAACGCCUUCACCGAGAACCCGGUUCGGGCGACGGGGAAGCACAUUCAGCUCAGUGAGAUUGAGUCAGAAAGUGCAGUCUAACAAUCCCAUCCGGAGAAACACGACCCGAGUGCGGGUGCGAAGUUACACCAUGAAAAAGCCGACAAUUCCCCGUUCACCGACGGUACAGUUCCCCCCGUGUGGAGUGGAAGCGGACGCGGACAACAAUGUGAUACCAUCCUUCCGGCAGCUACAUCAGAACGUCAAAGAGGAACAGACUGGACUGUGAAAGAAGAAUAGUUUUUUUUGACAAAUAUUUGUAGAUCUUGUCUAGGGUUUACGUAGAUUUAUCUAGUAGCCAAAUAGUAUGUUCUAGUCAUUAGAGUAAAGCACGAAUAACAUAUAUUGAGCACUUUUACAAUAUGCACAACAACAUAAAUCAAGUCAUAACCGGGUCCAACCUUGAAGGAACCCUGGAGAAAAGGAAUGCAAUGUUUUAGCACAAUUGGAGAAUUUAUGGUAGAUUGUAUGACAAACCGAAAUGAAAAAAAAAAUCAAACAAUUACUGAAACCAACCACAAAACUACUAAUCACAAUAACGACUGAUAACAGACGUUUGGGCUACUGGCAGCUGCUAUCACAAAUGUAGUCGGGCGUGUUUGGCUAAAAGAAAGUAAAGGUUUGUAUAUGGUGCUGUAAGCGAUGCUCUGACACUGAAGCGCAACUGUCAAAUUGCGUGUAGCAAAUAGUUUAGUUAGUAGAUGGCAAUAGUGAGCCAAUGAUUUCCAUGAUUUCGAAUUGAAAGGUUACAAUUUUUUUUUGAACUCCCUUAGCCUAAACGUCUAUUAUCUACGGUAUAACCUCAAAAUUGCCAUCGAUAAACUGCAGUAAAAUGGUUUCAACAACCUAACCACAGAAAACAGACGUCCCUUGCGAAUCGUUGAGUUGAGUAAAACAUAAUGGUCUAUUUAAAGUCGAGUGGUAUACUGGUGCCGUGUGCUGUACUGAGUUGGACUGCAUUCACACCUGAUUACAAAGAGAUUUCAAAAUAGUUACACUCUAGUUUUAUGAGGAUAUGGCGGCGGCAGUUUUUUACUAUCACGUAUUAAAAGUCUGUUUUCUGUGUUUUAUCCAAAAGUAAAGUGAAGCUAUAAGAUUUUAGUAAUUUGCAACCAAACAAAAAAUCAAAAAUUUAUUGUCAAUAUACAAAGCGGUCGGGUUGGAAAUUGACUUAAUUUUUUUUUGUUUUGUAAAACUGGUAUCAAUUUUCUCAGUAUAUAUAGUAGUUCAAAUCAUAAACAAAAUCUACUGACAAGACACCUAAAUGUGAUUCUCAAUGUGUAUUUUUAAGUUUGAAGAAGCACCUUCACCGUUAUUAUACAUUACAAGAAACUGUAUGGAAUAGGUGUUACGCCAAAUGCAAGAAAAUAUAUUAAUCAUUAUACCACAA
Molecule: messenger RNA, 5663 nt
Organism: Topomyia yanbarensis
Lineage: Eukaryota; Metazoa; Arthropoda; Insecta; Diptera; Culicidae
Gene: Adcy8
Product: adenylyl cyclase 78C
Exons: 10
Coding region: 12-4502 (1496 amino acids)
Biological process (GO): adenylate cyclase-activating G protein-coupled receptor signaling pathway; intracellular signal transduction; cAMP biosynthetic process
Cellular component (GO): plasma membrane
Molecular function (GO): adenylate cyclase activity
Source: RefSeq, a predicted model, not a curated record